Molecule: messenger RNA, 3652 nt
Organism: Aedes albopictus (Asian tiger mosquito)
Lineage: Eukaryota; Metazoa; Arthropoda; Insecta; Diptera; Culicidae
Exons: 5
Coding region: 591-3407 (938 amino acids)
Source: RefSeq, a predicted model, not a curated record
CUUCCAAUCAGUUAAACGCGAACUUCGGUCGCGAUCAGAUCGCGGUUUUCACCCCUUCCAUCCGAAUAUAAAAACGCCAAAAACACAGAGAGACAGAAAGAGAGAGUGACUAACGUUAGAACGUGAGUCGAGAGAGAAAAAAAACAUAUCGAAAUUGUUUAUCACAUCGGUGUUAAAUAGAUGAUACGUGUACCGGAUUGCUAGCUACUGGCUGUUGGAGACAUUGAAGUUUCGCUUAUUAUCUACGAAACGACUGCUGAAACGAAUCAGUAUUCACAUUGUAAUUUCGCAAAGUCUGCCGCAGGAUCCGGCUAGCGGAAACUAGUCACAUCAUAACCGGGGCGCAUACGAUCAACUCACAAUUCAGACACAGAUUUCCGCCUACGAAAACGCUUACGUAAGCUUCGUAGAGCUCCGCCGGCGUUUAUUGCAUCUCCCGCCGCCGUAUAGAACACAGUGUCGUAGUGGAGACGCCCGGUAAUUGCCGUGACAUCUUCGAUGCUGCCUCCAUCAUCAUCGCCGUCUCAGUAGCAGCAGCAGCAGUAAUAGCACUGAUUCCGCGAUAAGCGCCUCGUUGAAAACACGGAAAGAUGGGAAACUCGCUUUGCAAGGAGCCUCGCGCAAACAGUUCGAUGCGACCCGGGAGAGUACUGGACCGAUUUGGGAAUAUUAUGUGCCCUAGUGGAUUAAGUAAAAACAAACAUGGAAUCAAUAAAACCUACCUAAGCCGUCACGUUUUGGAAACCAGCUCGAAGCCCAACACUCUCAGCGGAUGGAGCAACGUCCCGCUAGGAUCGCCAGAUUCAUCCAAAGUAGUCGACAAAGCCCCAGUGGCUCCUCCACGCAAGAAGCGCACUACUCUGGAACGUGGAACCUCACCAGAUGCGAUGCUAAAAGUCCGGAACGGUUUCAAAGACGUCUUCGGAGCCGAAAGCCGUCGACAGUCGUGUGACGUUGUCACCAAGGGAAAGUCCGUGGAUACGGUUGAUAAAAGUCUUCCGGUAAAGUCUCAGUCUAGCUUUGAAAUCGAUGUGAAAGACGAAGAGUUCAGCGAUUUCUCUAAAGUUCCCACGAAGACAGAAAUGGAGCCGGCUUCUAAAGGGGAUUCGGUUCAAAAUGGAGGAACCAGUCAAGUGUCACGAGUGGGCAACCGGAAGUCCGAUAAGUUCUUCGGGGAAAACCUGUCCGACGCUCUAUCGGGUGCACCGGUGGUAGUCGAAAGAAGGAAAAGUGCCAAAAAGGGGAUGGCAGAUCUGGAUAAGAUCGAUCAGUUCAUCGAGAAGAAUGUAUUGAACAUGAACGCCAAGCCUGAAACGAAAGAAGUUCCUGCAAUCAAAGUUACACAGCCUGAGGUGAUUCCGGAGAAAGUAAUACCCACCAAGCCGGAGGAGCCAAAAGUGGAGAUUGUAAAAGAUUUUCCUAAAGAUCAAAAAUUAGAUGAAGAAAACCUAAUGAAGUACAUCGAUGAAUCUAUGAUAAAAGAAACAAGCUUGGGGAAGAAAGCGGAGUUUUUAAUGGCUAUGUUGGAAGACUAUCCUGAAGACCGGUACAUGGGUAUGACUCCUGUGGAUGAACCGAUCAUUGUCCCCAGAAAGCGUAAAACUCGUCACAUUUGUGACAACGAUGAACACAUGCAUGAGAUGCUCCAUAAGCAUGAUAACGAAGUGCACUCUUCGAAAAACCUUAUAACAACGGAAGCAUCUAUCGAAACUCCUCCACGAAAACCAGAUAGAGACUUCAGUAAAUAUCUAGCCACACCUAACAUGGGUGAUGGUAACGAAACGGAUGAUUCCUCUUGUUCCGGGCCUAUUCGUCGGCGAUCGGUCCAGCAUGCACCGCCCUCACCUCCAGUAAUUCACAGAAUGCCGAAGAGUCGUUCUGAGACUGAAUUCCAACAGAAUAUGUCAGACACGGUUACCAGUACUCCGAAGAAGCUCGACGCUCCAGUAGAAACCAAAGCCCACUCACCAAGAACGCUGAAGCGCAUUAUUUCGAUGCCAACUACCAUCCAUUUGGCAAAACAGGAGUCCAGAAGUCCAAGUCCUAGGUCUACAUUUGUAAAGAGCAAUAGUUCCAGUUCUUUCCUUAUCAUGGACCUUCAGCAGGCUCAUAAGAAAAUGGUACCGUUUACUCCAGAAGAUCCUCAACACAAUGCCCCAGAUGAUCUUGUCAAGCCUAAGUCACGCCUUGUCACUCGUAAAAUAUCCACUAAAUCCAAUGAAAGUGCCCCGUGCACUCCGACGCCGACACUGGAAGUUCCUGCGCCAAAGUUCACCAUCGGAAGCAGCGAAUGUUUGUCCAAGCCCCCGGAUGUAGAACCACCGCCACCGCCGGUACCAAAGCGAAGACGAACGUCCAGCGAAGACAACAAACAAUCACCGCCACGUGGCCUGCUCGGCUAUGAUUUGGGUGGGUUCCUGGUAUCCUCGAACAUACUUCCCCAUCACGACAUAACCCAGGUGAUCAACAGCGUCUACAAUGCGAAGAACAAUGGUGACAACAUACUGGAAGAGUUCCAGGUGUACCUGGAGGAGCAGAUCAACGCAGAACUUAACAAUCCAGAAUCAAAGAAUCCCAAUACAGCGAAAUUGCUGGAAGCAUUGACCAAACAAUCCGACCCAGAAGAUAGACUGGAAGAUAUCAACAUCGAUCUGGUAGACUCGGAGAAUUCGAACAAAUCUUCAGAUAUUGACGAUUGCUUCGACCCUGAGUUUGAAAAGAUCGAAAAAACAGAGGUUGAAGAGGCAGAUAAGCACCGCGGAAGCGUCGACGACGUUGACAACUGGUUCGACAACAACUCCGAUGCGGGAUCCGUUAUCGAAGGAUCGGACAAGUUGGGCACUAUGGUAACGGUUAAGAGUGGUGCACCUCGUACUGGUCGUCGCGAGAGUAUCGAAGACGUGGACAAUUGGUUCAAGAACCACAUCCAAUCCAGCCUCGUAGAUGAGCAGAUCAUAGGAAUUCGCAAGCAGCGUAGAGGAUCGGACGGUUUACUGGGGUACGAUACGACCCGGCAGUAUCCGUUCGGUGCGGGCAGACAACGCCACGAUUCGCAAUCGGCCGAGCUGUUCGAGGACAUCACCAAGCUGCACGAUUUGGGCAGCGAAGAGGAUGUUAAGGGCAAAACGACGCAACUUUCGGUGAUAAAAAACGAUCGGCUACGGGACCGACGCGGCUCGGAUGGAUUGGUUUUCUACGACACCAGCCGGAAGUUUCCAUUUGGAGAACCGAACGAAAAUUUACCAAAGGCCAUCGAGAAGAACCAGAAGGACAACGAAACGAGCGAAUCGAAACUGAGCAAAGCCAACGUGGAGAAGCAUACGGCGAAGCAGCAGGCAGCAGUUGAAGGAUCUUCGGACCACUCCACGUUAUUGAAAUUUUUAUCGAAGGAAAAUUUGGUAGAAUAGCGUGUAGUUGUAGGAUGCAGCAGAAUUGGUGUUAUACAUUUCCAUUUGAGUCAGUAUUACCUAUAGUAUCUAGGCUAAACUAUGCAAACCGAUAUAUUCUAGCAUAUGAUUGUUAUCCGUUAAUCUGUAGAAUUAUCCAAAAAGAAACAUACUAUGCUUGCCGUAAAAAAUGAUGUUAUUGCCAGAUAAAAUAAAUAUUUCUAGAACUAAAGGAAAUAAAUAGUCUAAUAUUGUUGUACCGUGGA